ACAUUUGGCCAGCACUAUGAAAACAGCUCCGAACAUCAAACAAAAUACGACCGAGAAAAAUAUUGUAAAGAAAAAAAGCAAGAAAAUUUGCUUUUUCCGUUGAAGAAAAAAAAAACAGUUUUUGAUACGUUUAUAUAUAUUUUGUAGCAAAAAAAACCUAAGCCAACGAGCAGCAAACCUUAAACGUAAGCAAGCUUUGCAAAUAAAAUCGAACAAUAUCGUUGGUCAACACCAUCGAUUCAGUUUAGUUGAUCGAAGGCAGUUGUGUUUUCCCAUUCGUUGUUUCCACUUCACAUAUUCCCUUAAUAUAUUUGGUUGAAAAAGCACUCGACUUCAAACAUACAUUCAAAGUGAAAAUUUGAAUUUUCCCAACGAGAAAUAUACCAACGAGCACAUAAAACUUUGAUGAAGAUCAAUCAUGAACAAGUUCAAUCCACCAAAAAUGAAUAAACGCAGAGCGGCAGCACUCUCCAAGGAUCAGGAGGAUCAGGUCUGCGAGGAUAAGAAGCGCACGUUGGUGGUGGAACCAUUUGGUAGGCCAAAAAUGGCAAACCCAUCACCCAAGGACUCGAACAUGAUCAAGCAAAAGGAUAGCAGGAUGGCGAAGCCACCAACUCUAGCUCGAAUGACUGGCACAAGCCAUUCCAAGGCUGAAAAGCUCUCCGAGAAUACGGCCCAAAAACGGUCGAAGUCCGUGGCAGAGCCAUUAAACAUGAACAAUUCCAAGUCGAAUGUGCAGCAAAAAAGGCCACCCAAAAGACAGGAGCUCUGCGAAUGUGAGGACUUGCAGUCAGCCGAACCAUGUGACCAAGUGACAGGGGCGUCCAAGAAUAAGUUGAUUAAGAAAAUGCCCAAACAGAGGGGCAUAGCACAGACUCCAUCGCUGCACAAGGAUAUGGGCGCCCAGUUGGCGAAAGUGGAUCACCUUUGCGAUGAAAGUGGCAAGGGAGAACGCUCUAAAAUUAAGCACACUGGCGAUAAGAGCACCGCGGGGAAAUCCACAGAACCGGACGACAAAGUGUCCACAGGACACCAGAGCGAUGAAGGAGGAGAUUCCAACCAAAGCAAUUGCGAUUGCGACGAUGAUGCUGGCAAUGGAUUCGAAAGGCAAGAGUGCCAGCAGGACUAUGUCUAUGGUGGCUAUCAUCCGGUGGCCAUUGGCGAUGUGUUCGUGAGGCGCUAUCAUGUCAUCAAGAAGCUGGGUUGGGGUCACUUCUCCACCGUGUGGAUGUGCUACGAUUGCAAGAUGCAGCGUUACUGUGCCAUCAAGGUGGUCAAGUCGGCGCUGGAGUACUCGGAAACCGCUCGCGAUGAGAUCCGCCUCUUUACCGCCAUCAACAGGAACGAGAGCCAAAAGCACAGAGGCCAAAACCUGGUCGGUUUCUACAAUCACUUUCAUGUCUCCGGACCGAACGGCACACACACUUGCCUCGUCUUCGAGGUGCUCGGCGACAAUCUGCUGACGGUCAUCGAAAGAACCGCCUACAAGGGAAUACCCCUCUACAAUGUCAGACAGAUCGCGCGGCAGGUCCUUAAGGGCCUGUACUAUUUGCACAACGAAUGCCGCAUCAUACACACCGAUCUGAAGCCGGAGAAUGUGCUGCUGGUGGCCAACGAUGUGAACAUUCGUACCCAGGUCAACCAGUCAAUUGACAAGUACUUGAAGGCCCGCGAGGAGCAGCAACGAGCUGGAUACAACCCACCGCGUGUCUCACCCGACAGAUCCAAGAAGACGAAGACGUCCAAGAAACGGAUGCGAGCAAGGGCCAAGAAGGUAUUGGCAUUCUUCGAGACCCACCGCCGGCUGCUCCGCAGGCAGGGCCUCAAUGAUCUACUGCGUCUGGCCGAACGUGGCCUCCUGUCGCCGAUGACCGCCGCCUUGGCCGUCACCGAUAAGUUGCCCUUCUUGCCCUUCUCCUUCGACGGCCUGAAGAUACUCAGCGAUGAGGAUGUGGCCAAGGUGCAGAAAUUUGCACCAGUCGAUCAGGUGGGCGAUCAGGUGCUUUGUUAUCAUCGCGAGGAUAGCAACAAUGACGACUUUGAUGUUGUGGAUUGGGAAUGCAAUAACGUGGACAUGCUGCUAAAGAAUCCGAGGUUCUUCAUACGAUUCGUGCUGUACAAGGUCAUAGGCUUGGAUGAGCAGGAGCGUACCAGCCAGGAUUUUCGAAAGCGAGUUUCACGCUCCAGAGGACGUGGCCAGAACAAGAAGAAAUCGAGAUCCGUGUCGAGAUCGGCAUGCACUGCUGACCAUUUGACGGUACCCAGUGGUCUAUCGACAUGCGAGCCCAGUUUGAGCAAACUUCACCCCAAGGACCCGGCCACCGAGGAGUGCGAGGUAAUGGUGAAGAUAGCCGAUUUGGGCAAUGGCUGUUGGUUCAAUUACCACUUCACGGAGGACAUCCAGACCCGUGAGUACCGUGCAUUGGAGGUGAUCCUCGGUGCGGGAUAUACAGAGACAGCGGACAUCUGGAGCGUGGCCUGUUUGCUAUGGGAGCUGUGCACUGGGACGUAUCUAUUCGAUACUCAUUCGAAGCGGGGCAAGUACAAUUUGGAUGAGGCGCACAUAGCCAAAAUAAUCGAGACAUGUGGCGUCAUUCCCAGGGAUCUGAUCAAGAGAGGCAUAUACUCGUCGAAUUUCUUCAAGAGCAACGGCCAACUUUGGCAUAUCUCAUCCUUGAAGAGGCGUAAACUGGCCAGUGUCCUGGUCAAGGAGCACGGAUGGACGCGUCGCAAUGCCAAGGCAUUCGUGGCCUUUCUAAUGCCCAUGCUGAACACCAAUCCUGAGGAACGCAACUCUGCUCGCAACGCCUUGGAGCACCAGUUCUUCUACAACAAAUUGGGCCCUAAAAAAAUCAUUCUCACAAAAUAUGACCCUGACAGUAACUUUGCAUGCAAAUGUAAAGUUAACAGUGACAUGGACGGGGGCAAUGGUGAAAAGGAUAGCAACAUAAACAAGGAUAACAGUGAGAAGGAAAGCAACAGGGAGAAGGAAAGCAACAGGGACGAGGACAGCAACAGCGACAGGGAAAACAACAGCGACAAGGAUAGCAACAGCAACAGCGACCAAAAGGACAGCGACAGCACCAGCGACAGCGACGAGGACAGCACCAGCGAAAACGACAACAACAGCGGCAGCAGCACCCUCAGCAGCAAUUAUAAUGACGACUGCGAAUGCCACAUAAACUGCGAGUGCACCAGCCCCAGCUCCUUGGACAGCAACUCCUUUUGCAAAAGAAGGAUGAUUCGACCCCUGAACGAAGGAAUGGGUCAGGACCAGGACCAGGGCAUAAAACGCAACGAAGCCUGCGGGAAGUAACAACGAAUCUGAUCAAAAGGAAUGGAAAAUACGAUAUGAAAACCAAACCACACACAACACAAUUCAAGUUACAAUAAAGUGCGCCUGAAGCUAUCUA
Messenger RNA from Drosophila santomea, 3413 nucleotides. Its product is annotated as SRSF protein kinase 2. Lineage: Eukaryota; Metazoa; Arthropoda; Insecta; Diptera; Drosophilidae. The record is from RefSeq and is a predicted model, not a curated record. Gene Ontology annotation, molecular function: protein kinase activity; ATP binding. The coding region runs from base 419 to 3316 and encodes 965 amino acids. Gene Ontology annotation, biological process: protein phosphorylation; regulation of mRNA processing; spliceosomal complex assembly. The transcript has 4 exons.